Molecule: messenger RNA, 921 nt
Organism: Adineta steineri
Lineage: Eukaryota; Metazoa; Rotifera; Eurotatoria; Adinetida; Adinetidae
Source: the annotation of a GenBank genome assembly
AUGAAAAUAUUUCUUGCAGGUUUAGAAAGCGUGGAAUGGAAACAGGAUGGAAUUACAGUUUGUGGAGGAAAUGGAAUAGGACAUAAAUUAAAUCAGCUCGAUGGUCCUCAAGGAAUCUUUAUUGAUAAUGAUACAACAAUAUAUAUUGCUGAUUUUUUUAAUAAUCGUAUUAUUCAAUGGAAAUCUAACGAGACGACUGGUCAAAUCAUUGCAGGUGGGAAUACAUAUGAACAUGGAACUAAUCAGUUUAUAUAUCCGAAAAGUAUAAUUAAUGACAAACGAAAUAAUUCGUUGAUCAUUUGUGAUUUUAUGAAUGGACGAGUAAUCCGAUUAUCAAAACAAAUUAAAAAAAAACCAAAGAUUCUUAUUCCUAAUAUUCACUGUUCUGGUCUUACAAUGGACAAAAAUGAAUCCAUAUACGUUUCUGAUUGGACGAAAAAUGAAGUAAGACGAUGGAAAAAAGGAGAUAGAAAUGGAACGAUAGUGGCCGGAGGAAACGGAAAAGGAAACCAUUCCGAUCAACUGAAUGUUCCUACUUAUAUCUUUGUUGAUGACGAUUAUUCUCUUUAUGUAUCUGAUAUGAGAAAUCAUCGUGUGAUGAAAUGGGAAAAAGAUGCAAAAGAUGGAAUAAUUGUGGCUGGAGGAAAUGGUCAUGGAUAUAGCCUUUCACAAUUGUCAAAUCCGCAAGGAAUUAUUGUUGAUCAUUUGGGUGAAAUCUAUGUGGCAGAUCGUGAUAACCAUCGAGUAAUGCGUUGGCGUAAAAAAGAUAAAGAAGGUGAAAUUGUUGUUGGUGGAAAUAGGAACAAAACAAAAUCGAACCAAUUUUUUCCUAGUGGUUUGUCGUUUGAUAGUAAACGUAAUCUUUAUGUUGCUGAUCAAGAGAAUAAUCAAAUUCAAAAAUUUGAAAUGAUUCGUGUUUAA